Molecule: messenger RNA, 7250 nt
Organism: Melanotaenia boesemani (Boeseman's rainbowfish)
Lineage: Eukaryota; Metazoa; Chordata; Actinopteri; Atheriniformes; Melanotaeniidae
Product: kielin cysteine rich BMP regulator
Exons: 46
Coding region: 311-6598 (2095 amino acids)
Molecular function (GO): protein binding
Source: RefSeq, a predicted model, not a curated record
UUUGUCAGUUGAAAGAAAUGACAUCCUAAGAAGGCUUGUAAAUAUUUUAGAAUUUAUUCUGAAUCGUGAAGUUAAAGCCCCAGGGAGGGAUUCUAAGUGUUUGACUGCAGAGAAGUGACGCCCUGCCUGCAUCCAGAUGUUUCAUGUUUCCCCUGCGCGCUCUUUGGAGAGGUCUGCCCGCUGCGGAGGAGCAGUGAAAACUAAGCUUGUUGUCCAUGGCAUCAGAUCGGUUUAAAAUACCUACGAGUACAAUGUUUUUUGCUUGAAGUGUUUGGUUUGGUUCUUUUGUUAUUUUCCUAUCUUGAGAAUAAUGGAGAGCAGCAUUCUGAGGACGGCGGUGCUGCUGGAGUUACAUUUGUUUUGGGUCUUUGCGCUGUCUGUGCACGGACACUCCGGUCCAAAUCAAGACAAUGCGAUUGACCUUCUGGCAGCCCUUAACAUGUCCCAGCAUAGAGGUAGUGUGUCCAAGCUUCAGAGUCCCAGCAGCGUGAUGUAUAAAAUACGUCCCAGAGCAGCCUACCUGACUCUCCCUCGUGAAUACUCAAACUUUCUGCACUCCAACCUUCAAGGUAGCAUUGGGGUGCAUUUGGUAGGCCGUCAGGCAUCAGGAUCCACAGCCACAGUUUUGUCUCUCUCCUCUGCAUCUUUGCCCAUCCUCCAAAUUGUCUCCUCCACUCUGAAUGGCACGCUGCGCUUGGACUACUCAGCUGGAGGAAGAGGUCUUGCCAGCUUUCACUAUCCAAGGAGAAAUCCUCUCUCUGGAGGGGAAUGGGUGCAACUGGCUGUGAACCUGGAGCCUGAUAGACUGACAUUUUUUGUAGACUGUCAAGAAGCUGCUGUUUUAGCAUUAGAAAAUGAAAACAGUAUCAAUCUGGAACUUCCUCAAGAUGUAAUCAUUGCUCUUGCCAGCACACCUGGAAAUAAAGACAGCAAAUUCAAUGGAUAUUUAAAGACAGCUGAAAUUUCACUGAAAGCAUAUUUGAGGCGUCCAUGGAGCUGCAAGAACAUUACAGAUGAUCUGCCGCCAUCUCAUUACACAGACACGCAAACUAGUCAAAAUUCCCCGACUGACUCCAGUCAAAAGUUGCAUCAUGGUGCUUCAACCGGUGAACUUCAAACAAACCACAGGAUACAAGAACAAACCAGCCAUUAUCCCAAGGACAUCCAGAGUGAUCAGCUGCAGAGAGGUGCAGUACUGGGGCCCCCAGGGGUAAAAUCUGAGGCAAAUGAUAGGCUAAACAAGCUGGAGAGGAGGUUGGAGGAGCUGACUCGUAUGCUGGAUAUAGUCAAAGCUCAGAAUGUAGAUCUACAGUCACGUGUAAAAUACCUGGAGGGAUGUGAGUGUGUGAGGCAGCAAUGUGUGUGGGAGGGACAUGAAGUGGAGGAUGGCCAGCAGUGGCAGACUGACCUCAACAUCUUGUGUUCAUGCACAUCUGGAAAGGUUACAUGCACCAAAAGUGAAGGGUGUGAUCUGGAUUGUAGGGUUCACAAUGUGUCCUACAAUACCGUGGACGGCUGUCAGACAUGUACAUGUAAGGGUGGAAACAGGGAGUGCUCUCCGUUUCCAUGCCCUCCACUAGACUGCUCACUGAAGGAGACAAUACCCGGAGACUGCUGCCAGCAAUGCAGAGGUUGCACCCAUUCUGGUGUGAGGUAUGAACAUGGAGAAAAGUGGAAGCCUGCAGAGAAUCCCUGUGAUUUCUGCUCCUGUUUGGAGGGUCAUGUUCGCUGUGAGAGGGAGCAGUGUAACACUCUGUGUAGAUACCCUGCUGCUCCUCCACCCAAUAGCUGCUGUCCAGUCUGUCAAGGCUGUGGUGUGAAUGGACAUGACUUCCCUAAUGGAGCUGUUAUCCCAACUGGAGACCGCUGUCAGGAAUGUACAUGUGUGAAUGGAAAUAUGGCGUGUUCACCACUUCCAUGCCCUGCCGUGUCUUGUCGUAGCCCUGUGCAUCAUGCUGGAGAAUGUUGCCCUCGCUGUGAGCAGUGUGAAUAUGACUCUGAAGUGUAUUUGAAUGGACAGAAGUUCCCAUCCAGGAGAGACCCAUGUCUCCACUGCCAAUGCUCUGCAGGUGAAGUGUCUUGUGAGCAAAUGGAUACAUCGUGUCGGACACCACACUGUAGUCAUCCAGCUAAGCGCAGAGGAGAGUGUUGUCCCUUGUGCAAAGAGUGCGAGUAUGACAUGAGGGUGUAUGCUGAUGGAGCAGUAUUUGUUCCUGCUGGCAGUGGACCCUGCCUGCAGUGCAGGUGUAAGGCUGGGAAUGUAAUUUGCCAUGAAGAGAAAUGUCCUCCUGUCCAAUGCUCCAACCCUAUUAAAGAUCCACAUCUUUGUUGUCCAGUCUGCAAGGCAUGUGUUUUGGAGGGGGUGGAAUAUGAAGAAGGCUCCAACUGGCACCCCGAGGGUCCAUGUACCAGUUGCACUUGUGUGCAAGGAGAGACCUUUUGUUCACACAUGCAGUGCCCCUCCACUAAUUGUCUGCAUCCCACGAAGAUUGCUGACUCUUGCUGUGAAGUGUGUGAAAGCUGCACUUACAGCCAUCGAAUCUACAGCAACGGCCAGAGGUUCACAACCCCUGACCAGCCCUGCCACACCUGCACUUGUCUGCAUGGUACUGUUGGGUGCGAGAGACGACCUUGUCCUCCACUCAACUGCACCAACCCUUACACCCCACCUGGAGAGUGCUGUCCUAAAUGUCGAGACUGCUCCUUUGAAAACCGGAUAUUUGUGAAUGGAGAGGCUUUUCCUAGUCCUGUUAGUGUUUGUGAGGAGUGUAAGUGUGUGAGUGGAAGGGUAGACUGCUAUCAAGCACAAUGUCCUCAGCCUCACUGUAAUGCACCUCUACCUGGAACAUGCUGUCAGAACAACUGCAACGGCUGUAGCUAUGCUGGGAAGGAAUAUCCCAAUGGACAGGAGUUUCCUCAUCCCACUGACCAAUGCAGGACAUGCAGCUGCACAAAUGGGAAUGUCCAGUGUCUGAUGAAGCGGUGUCCCCGACUGCCAUGCUCCAACCCAAAUGUGCUGCCAGGGGACUGCUGCCCCCAUUGUCCAGUUCCUCCAUCAGACUGUGUGCAUGAGCAAAGGCCCUACAGACAUACAGAGCAUUUCUACAGCCCAGCUGACAACUGUCAAUCAUGUGUUUGCAACAACGGCACCGUUCGCUGUCGGCACAAGCCCUGCCCUUUUGCUUCAUGCUCUCACCCCAUCACACAAGACUGCUGCCGGACCUGUGAAGGCUGUUUUUAUGAAGGCCGAGAGCGAGCUAAUGGGGAGUCGUGGGAUGCAACGUCAGACCCGUGUACUGGGUGUGUUUGUCGUGGGGGCACUGUGCAGUGUGAGAGGAAACGCUGUCCCCCAUCCAACUGUAACCACCCAGUUCAGAGACAGUGCUGCAUGUCCUGUGAUGGCUGCAUGUUUCAUGGUAAAGAAUAUCCUGAUGCUACAGAGUUUGGUGAUGAUAGAGACCCCUGUGACGUGUGUUACUGUUAUGGAGGGGAUGUCACCUGCACUACGUUACCCUGUUAUGAAGACUGCAGUCACCCUUACAAACCACCAGGGCAAUGUUGUGGAGAAUGUGAACGCUGCGUCUAUAACAGUGUGGUCCUCAUCAAUGGACAGUCCAUCCCGGACCCAGGGAACCCCUGCUCAGAAUGUAUCUGCCAGAGCGGCUCAGUCCGAUGUGUGAGGAAGCCAUGUCCAGCAGUCCUCUGUCCUCAUCCAGUCACCAACCCAUGUGGCUGCCCAGUCUGUGAUGGUAACCAGCUUACAACCAGCAACAGCUCAUGUUAUCUAGGGGAAGAAAGAGGAGAGCGAGGGUGCCAAGACUGCACAUGCUCAAGAGGGGAAGUGGAGUGUGUGCAGAGAAGGUGCCCUGCUGUGUCAUGUCCACACCCAGCUCUGGAUGGCUGCUCAUGUGGAGUGUGUGAUGGAUGUAGCUUCAGUGGGCGAAAUUGUUUCAGUGGGGAGCGAUUCCCACACCCUGAAGACCACUGUCAGCUCUGCUCCUGUCUGAAUGGAGGUGUGGUGUGUGCACCUGCUUCUUGUCCAAGUGUGGCUUGCAGGUAUGCAGAGACUCUUCCAGGGGAAUGCUGCCCUGUGUGUACUGGGAAGUGUUUGCAUCGGGGUCAAGAGCAUCAGUCCGGCUCCACCUUCACAUCACCCUCAGAUCCCUGCUCCACAUGCACCUGCCUGAAUGAAGUGGUGACCUGUAACAGGAGACCUUGUCUGGUCCAGUGCUCACAUCCUGUCCCUUCAGAUACCUGCUGCCCCGUCUGUGACUCCUGCUUCUUUGACGGAGUUGUGUACUCCCACGCUCAGAUUUUCACAUCCUCAUCCGAUCCCUGCCAGCGCUGCACUUGUGUCAGAGGCACAGUUUCCUGCAUCCCUCUUGUAUGUCCACCAACACCCUGCGCUCAUCCCGUUGUUAAGCCAGGACAGUGCUGUCCUGAGUGCACAGUGUGUAUGCUGGAUGGACAAGAAUUCAGGGAUGGGCAGAAAUGGACCCUGAGUACAAACCACUGCUCCACCUGCACUUGCCAAAGAGGUGAGGUGCAGUGUGCAUCUCCAGAGUGUCCCAAACUGCCUUGUGUGCAUCAGGUGACUGAUCUUGGAGCCUGCUGUCCUCGCUGUAGAGGUUGUGUAUAUGGAGGUGAGGAGCAUGCAGAGGGCAGCAGCUGGUUUGCAGACUCCACUCCCUGUAUGACUUGCAUGUGUGUGGACAGCGUGACUACCUGCUCUGAGUUACGCUGUCUAUCUCAAUGUGUCAACUUCAUCAGGGUGCCUGGGGAGUGCUGUCCAAUGUGUGCUGACUGCGUAUUUGAAGGCCAAGUGUAUGGUCCAGGGGAUACUUUCCAUCCAGCUGAUGACCCCUGUCAGAUCUGCACAUGUGAGAUGAUGCCAGAUGGAGAGCAACACCUGAGGUGUUACCGAAAGCAAUGUCCCAGUUUGGUUGACUGCCCCAAGAGCAACAUUUUGUUUACUGGACCAGACUCCUGCUGUCCCUUCUGUGCACAGCCUCUUACAAACUGUACUACUACUCUGAUUGGCAACGAAGUGUUGGCAACAGAUGACCCCUGUUUCACCUGCCAGUGCCAGGACCUGACAUGGACUUGUUUACAACAAAGCUGCCCUCCGCUUACAUGCUCUUUCAAUGAGCAGUUCACUCCUCCAGAUUCCUGCUGCCCCGUGUGUAAAGACUGUGUGAUUGAGGGUCAGAACAAGCAUGUACCUAAUGGCACCAGCUGGACAGACAGCGAUGAUGAUUGUGUCACAUGUACCUGUAUUUUGGGCCACAUUGAGUGCAGCAUUGAGGAGUGUUCACCUGCUGUUUGUGAGAAGGGGCAAAAACAAGCGAAGAUACCAGGAAAAUGCUGCUAUGAAUGUCAAGACUCAGGGGACCCGUGCUUGUAUCAGGGGACCAUCCAUCAAUCUAAUCAACAGUGGGAGGUGGAUGAGUGUACCAGCUGUGUGUGCGUGUCUGGAGACGUACACUGUCGCAGUGAACGCUGCCCUCCUCUAACAUGUGCCUCAGAUGAGAUGCCCGCAGUUGCUCCAGGUUUGUGUUGUCCUCAUUGCCUUCCUCGUCCAGCUACCUGCAUUGCCUUUGGCGACCCUCAUUACCGCACCUUCGACGGCCGCAUGCUGCACUUCCAGGGAACAUGUACAUAUGUCCUGACACAGGAUUGUGAAGGUGGAGACUUCAGGAUUCAUGUCACAAAUGAUGAUCGUGGACGUAAAGGGGUGUCCUGGACUAAAGAAGUGACAGUGUUUUUAGGAGAUGUUAAAGUGCAGCUACUUCAAGACUGGGCUGUGAAGGUGAAUGAAGAGGUUGUGACUCUGCCAUUCCUUAGAGAACCAUACAUCUAUAUAGAACAACAAACCAACACUGUCUUACUCAACACUGACAUUGGACUGAAGGUGCUGUGGAGUCCUCGAUCCCACCUGGAAGUGAGUGUGCCAGGCUCUUAUAAGGGCCGUACAUGCGGUCUUUGUGGGAACUUCAACAGCUUCUUCCAGGAUGACCUCAAAAUGCCAAGUGGACAAAGCAGCCAAUCAGAAUCAGAGUUCGGUAACAGCUGGGAGGUGACGAAUGGAAGCUAUUCCCGCUCAUCCUGUCGUCCUGGUGAGGAUGUUGAUCCCUGUAAAGGUGCAGGCUAUCAGGCCAAGAAGGGGGCCCACGCCCGGUGUAAAGUACUGAAGUCUGCAGUUUUCAAGUCCUGUCAUCGCGUGGUGCCUCCUGAACUGUGGUACGGUGCCUGUGUAUAUGACCUCUGUGCUUGUGGGGCCAAUUCUGAUGAGUGUUUGUGUGACACAUUGGAGGCUUAUGCCAGCCAAUGCAGAGAGGCGGGAGUGGUCCUGCAGUGGAGGAGCGCAUCGCUGUGUGCUGUGGGCUGUCCUGUGGAGAGGGGAUUUGUAUUUGACGAGUGCGGCCCCCCAUGUCCUGUUACCUGCUUUAACGUUGACGUACCACUCGGGGUGAUAGAGAGCCACUGCUUCAAGCCUUGUGUUCCAGGCUGCCAGUGUCCUGCUGGUCUGGUUCUACACAACAACUACUGCAUACAGCCAGAAAAGUGUCCCAAGAUCAUCCAUGGCAGCUCUUUGUGAUGCUUGAACCGCUCAGUUACAAAUGUUGCAGACAAACAUGCACUGCCACCUCUGCACCAACCUCCUGUUACUGUUUGUCAAGCUGGAAAAUCAUCCAGAUGCUCCUCCAGGAUUCUGGAUUUUGACUGAAAAUAAAGACAUUAUAUGUAGCACUGAGUAUUUAUACUACACACAUUUUAAUUAUACUUGUCCAUUGUUACUAUCCCUAAGUACUUUUAUUUACACCUUUUAGAGAUAUUGUCUAUAACAAUCAAAACGUUUUACCAGUAUUACUAAUGAUUAAGUGGGCAUUUGUUUACUAUGCAGGUUUAACUUUAUCGUUGUGCAAUCUCUGAUUCUGUGUACAGUAAGCCACAUAACCUCAGGUUCUAUUCAUGUUCAAUGUUGCAAAUGAAACAAAAACUAGCACUAAUGUUUGUUGAUGUUUCAUUUUCUGUUGUGCUGACUGUUGUUCUGGUCACUUAUCAAUAAAUUGCUGUGUGAUGAGUGAUAAUCUGCAUUGCUAAAGUUUUUCAAAUUUGAAUAAUCAUACUGUCAAAAAUUACAAAGACUGAGUAUUAAUUCCAUAUAAACACCAGUUAUGUAACUAAAGUAAAUAAAUAUCAACUUAUGUACCUGAGAGUGGAAACUUCUAAUUUAAUUAAAUUAAACU